ACACUUAGGAAGAAACCCGUUCAUCUGCGACUGUAACCUGCGGUGGCUAGCUGAAUAUCUGGAAUUGAAACCGAUAGAAACCAGUGGUGUCCGCUGUGAGAGUCCGGAGAGAAUGCAUCGUCGCCGCAUCAACACCCUAAAGGAAAACAAAUUUAAAUGUAAAGGUUCUGAGGAAAAGCGGACGAAGUAUGCGGGUGAAUGUCUCGUUGACGUAAAGUGUCCAGAAAAAUGUGUUUGUGAAGGUACAAUGGUGGAUUGCUCUGGGCAAGCUCUGGAAGAUAUACCUAAUGACAUUCCAGUUUUUACCACAGAACUGCGUUUGAACGAUAACAGCUUCAAGAAAUUCAAGAACACUGGAAUCUUCAAAAAAUUACCAAAUCUUAUCAAGUUCCCAUUAUGUCGAAAAAAUAAACUGAACUCUAGGGGUCUGUGGCCUAACUGGUUAGGCCAAGGCCAUAUAAGAUUGCUACCAAGUAACCAUCUAACGUGUAUAAAUAAUGACUCCUUUGUCGAGCUGGGAUCCUUGCGAAUGCUGUCAUUGUACGACAACAAUAUACGAUGUAUCAUGCCGGGAUCGUUCGAAAGGAUGAGAGCUCUUUCAACACUAAACUUACUCUCCAAUCCUCUCAACUGUAACUGUCAUCUUCGGUGGUUGGCCGAGUGGCUUCAUGAGAGAAAGACUGUGAUUGGAAGCCCUCGUUGUGAGUCUCCCAGUUCCUUGAAGGAAAUACCAAUUAGUGAUGUUCAGCUAAAGGACUUCCAGUGCAGCGAAUUUGAACUAGCUGAUGGGUGUGGUGCACGUUCUCCCUGCCCACCGGGCUGCACCUGUACUGGAUCUGUUGUUCACUGUAGUCGACAGAAGUUGAGAGUGGUACCUAAAGAUAUUCCUGUAGAAUCCACAGAACUGUAUCUGGACGUGAACAGUAUCUCAUCUAUCCCAGAUGGCAUCAACGCUCUGAUUGAACUAACACGGCUAGACCUAAGUAACAACCAGAUCUCCAUUAUUCCAAAUGAUGUCUUCAGUAACUUAACGAAACUAUCAACUUUAAUCCUGAGCUACAACAAACUACAGUGUAUACAGAAGGACAGCUUUACAGGAUUAAAGUCCCUACGCGUCCUUUCCCUUCACGGAAAUGAUGUAUCAAUGAUACCAGAGGGCGCUUUUCGAGAUCUGGUCUCUAUUACCCACAUUGCUCUAGGGGCCAACCCGCUCUACUGCGACUGCACUCUCAAGUGGCUGUCUGAUUGGAUUAAACGUGACUACAUUGAACCGGGAAUAGCACGCUGUGCAGAACCUCGACUGAUGAAGAACAAACUGGUCCUCACAGCUCCAUCUAGCCAUUUCCUUUGUACUGACAAACCGGAAGCGGACGUUCUGGCAAAGUGUGACAUGUGCUAUACUUUUCCUUGCCGGAACGGUGCCACGUGUGUAUCAAAACCGUUGCGGGAGUAUGAAUGUAAGUGUCCACCUGGAUACCAUGGUAACCAUUGCGAGCAGGUUAUCGACGCUUGUUAUGGAAAUCCUUGCGACAACAGUGGAACGUGUAAAGUCUUGGAAGCUGGACGGUUUAGCUGCCACUGCCCACCAGGCUUCGAAGGUUAUCAUUGUGAGACUAAUAUCGACGAUUGCAUUGCAAACAAGUGUGAAAACAACGGCACGUGCAUUGAUUUGUUACAGGCCUACGAAUGUAGGUGUCCAGUCGGUUACACAGGAAAUUACUGCGAAAAGAAGAUUGAUUUCUGCUCUAAACAGUUUAAUCCGUGUAAAAAUGGAGCAACGUGUGUCGAUCAUGAAACUCAUUACAGUUGUGUGUGCCCAGACGGAUUUCAAGGAGAAAACUGUACUGAGAACAUUGACGACUGCGGGGUACACUUGUGUCAGAACGGGGGAACCUGCCUGGACGGAAUCAAGGGUUAUAAGUGUGAAUGUCCGAAGGGAUUUUCCGGAACAUUCUGUGAGAUUGCCCCAAUGGUUGCUAUGUUGUAUCCUCAAACCAGUCCAUGUCAGCAACACGACUGUAAACAUGGUGUAUGCUUUCAACCGAGCGGCUCUACCGAUUACAUCUGUAAGUGUUCUCCCGGUUUCACAGGGAAGCGCUGUGAGAGGCUGUCCAGCGUUAGUUUUCAGAGCAAUUCGUUCCUGGAGUUUGACCCUCUAACGACCAAGCCACAAGCAAACAUUACCUUAACCUUGGCAACUAAUAACGAGUAUGGAGUAGUGGCAUACACUGGAGAUUCUCACCAUCUGGCAGUUGAGUUAUUCCGUGGCCGAGUCCGGAUCAGUUUUGACGUGGGCAACUACCCCGUGUCCACCAUGUUCAGCUAUGAAAUGGUGUCUGAUGGCCACUAUCACACCAUAGAACUGAUCUUAGUGAAGAAGAACUUCACAAUGCGUGUUGAUGGCGGAAUCGCUCGAACGAUUAUUAAUGCUGGACUGAAAGAGUACUUAGAAAGUUCUAUGCCUCUUUACAUAGGUGGUGUUCCCCAGGAGGUUGCUGGCAGUGCCCUUCGUCAGUGGCACUUACGUAAUACAUCUAGUUUAGAAGGUUGCAUGAAGGAAAUCUACGUGAAUGCUAAACAUCUGGACAUCAUGGUGGCCAAAAAGCAACGAAGUGUUUCUCCGGGUUGUAAAGAAUUCGACGCUCCGGAUCCGUGUAAAUAUCAACGAUGUGAAAAGGGCAAAUGUAUGCCUAAAGAUUCCUACAGCUACCACUGUAAAUGUUACCGUGGUUGGAGCGGGCAGUUCUGUGAUCAAGCCCCCACUUGCCAGAAGGAACAAACCCGCGCUUACUACGUGGAAAAUGGCUGUCGGUCCAAGAAGAAGAUGAAGCGGGUCCGUUGUGUGGGAUCCUGUGGGAACGACUGCUGUCGGCCCAAAAGGAUCAAGAAACGACGCGUGAGGAUGGUAUGCCCCGAUCACAAGACGUACCGGACUGAGGUCGAGAUUAUCAGGAAGUGCAAAUGUUCGAGAAAAUGUUAAAUUGCCAUUAGUGAUUAGUUUUCUUUUCAGUGUUGUGAUUUCUUGUUUCAGACAUUGUGUUACUUGUCUGCCAAUAGCGGAUGACUUGUUUCCUCUAUUUGUACUGCGUCUAUAAUGGAAGCGCCUUAAAUGACGUCAGACGAUGGAGAGCCGGCUGCUACAAACCUUUUCCCUGUGUUAAAUUCUCAUUCCAGAUCGCCACGUCGCCUCUUGAUCUAUCAGAAUUCGCAUUAUGUAUGUUUGUGCAUAUUAUCGUUCUUUAACUAAAGCAUUUUUUUGUUUCUGUUCGGAAAUUGCGAGGUAUGCCGUAAGGAUCUGAAUUAAAACAUAGUACUGUCUGCUUUUUUCUAAGAUGGUCUAUAAGAAUUGAUUAUGUAAAUUUUUCAUGACAAAGUUUAGUAUCAUAAUAAACUUUUGUUAUGAAUGAUAAUUUUUACUUGUUUUAGUCGAAACUUUAUAUAUUUCGUUAUUGAAGUUAAAUUUUGCUUUUUUUUAUGUAUAAACAAAUAACCUUAUAACUGUAGAUAACAAAUUGUACUUCUCGCUGGACUAGAGAGCGACCAUUGAUGGCUCAGUGUUGUAAUACAUACAUAUAUAUAUAUGAAACGUAUGAAAGUUCAAUUGUACAGUUUUCUCUCCUGUUUUAUGAGGAUUCUCUUUGAUAAUAUAUGUAGGACGUACUCUUGUUGCUGAAGUAUUUCUUUAACAUCCGCUUUGUUGUAGAUUUUGCAAUAUUUAAAAGUCUUGUAAAAUAUGUGUUUUUAUUCGUAAAAAUAACAACAAAAACAACCGA
Messenger RNA from Limulus polyphemus (Atlantic horseshoe crab), 3773 nucleotides. RefSeq names its product protein slit-like (gene sli). Gene Ontology annotation, molecular function: Roundabout binding; heparin binding; calcium ion binding. The record is from RefSeq and is a predicted model, not a curated record. Gene Ontology annotation, biological process: axon guidance. The annotation marks the transcript as partial. Lineage: Eukaryota; Metazoa; Arthropoda; Merostomata; Xiphosura; Limulidae. The transcript is spliced from 20 exons.